CUGUGAGAGCACGCAGCACGAACACAGCGCCUCGGAACACACUUUGAGCUUCUGCUGGACCAACGGUAGCACUGGUGGAGAAGGCUCCUACUGAAGUCCCCUUGGAAUAAAAGCAGCCUGUUAAACGUUUGGUGAGGACUUCUCCUGCUCUACCAAGAUGGGGAACAGAUUAUCAGAUCAUCACUCCCUCUUACCCUGCCUGCCGUCCUUCCAGGCUCUCCACAUUGUCAUUCUAGGACUGGACUGUGCAGGCAAGACCACUGUACUGUACCGCCUGCGUUUCAAUGAGUUUGUAAACACUGUCCCAACUAAGGGUUUUAACACAGAGAAGAUCAAGGUGUCUCUUGGAGGUAGCCAACGGACAGCGUCCUUCCACUUCUGGGAUGUAGGCGGUCAGGAGAAGCUGCGUCCUUUGUGGCGCUCUUACACACGAUGUGCUGAUGGCAUCGUGUUCGUGGUGGAUUCUGUGGAUGCUGAGCGCAUUGAGGAGGCCAAGACAGAGCUGCACAAGAUCACACGGCUGACAGAGAACCAGGGGGUGCCAGUUCUGGUGGUGGCUAACAAACAGGACCUGAGGAACUCACUCAGUAUGGCUGAGAUGGAGAGCAUGUUGGCUCUAGGUGAGCUCAGCCCCGCCACAGCCUGGCACCUUCUGCCUGCUUGUGCUAUCAUUGGUGAGGGACUGCAGGAAGGUCUGGAGAAGCUGCAUGCCAUGAUCAUGAAGAGGAGAAAGAUGCUGCGGCAGCAGAAGAAGAAGAGAUGAUGUGCUAACAAAGGGAACUGUAAAAUGUGAGAUGAAUCUAAAGCUACAUAAGAACUCCUGUGAGCUGCGUAUGAUCUGCUGGCCCACUGUGACCGGUCAUCUAGCUUCCCUUUGAAGUCUGAUUGGCUGAGUUUGAUCCUUGCAGUGUAACUGUUUGUUCAGGCUGGCCAGUGUUAGGCUCCCACAGAGGACAGUGGGGUUGAUUUUGCCCUGUGGACUUUGGAUGCCAACAAUCUCAUCAGCAACAGCCAUUCAUCAAGGAAGUCCAGUAUUAUGCUCUUCAGCAGAAAGCUAUGAAGUUUACACUGAACUCUCUAAAGUGGACAAUGAGCUCUGACUUCUCUGUUUAUGUUUAUGUUUCUUGUUCAAAUAUGUCGCAAACAACGCUUGUGUUGGAGCUAAUUGAUAAACGCUGCAUAUGUCACUGUAGGGACAAGUAUUUUGUAUCCAUGUUGCACAAUGGGGGGGGGUUGGUCAAAAAGAGUAAUGUUCACAAUGACCCUAACAUGUAAACACUGUUAUCUGGUGUCAUAGAACAUGUCAGUCCAUUUAAAACAUUACAUUUUGUUGUCAAUCCUUCUGAAUGAGGGAGGGCGGGGGUGUCUUUGUAGAACCGUCACUUCACCAACAGGAAAUCAAGAGCAGGAAGGGAAGGACGUCCACUUCCUCCACUAACCGUAGCCUGAGAACAUCAGAACUCAGUGCCGGUCAUGGCUGAUCGGUCCUCUGUGCCACAGUAAAUAAUGCACAACCUCUACUUGACUUGCUCCUCUGUAACUUGCAUGUACAGCUCAUACCACAGUUAAUAAUGGAAAGUAUCAGUCAAAUUGAAUACAAUGUAAUAAUCUUAAAUUAUUAUUAUUUAGCAUUGAUUAUGAAUUAGGGGUACACCAAUGAUUAUAUUUUUGCUGAUAUUUGCUCACUUUAGAUAUGUCAGUGUUAAUGUAUUCCUCGGCUCUUGAGAAACAAAAAAUGUCAGUAUGGAAAUGCCAAAGAUAUGAUUGAGGUAACUUAGAGGAAACAUCAAAUGUUAAAUAUAAAGUGUCUCAUCUAUCUGAUAUGUAGACUAAGUUACCACAUCCCAGAUGCUUGUUUCCUGGGAGCUAACUGAAUGGUUGGAUAGCUGAUUACGGUUGGUUAAGGGAUGGUUGCUUGCUAGUACAGCUGGGUAUGAGUUCAAAAUUCUAUGUACUAGUGCCAAAUUCAAUACUGUAAUCAAAAUGAUCCCUUUACGAUACCUUGUCUGAAGGAGUACAGACAUGGUGUCCUACAAAAACCUUGUUCAUUCAACUAAAGACACCAACAUGCUCAAAUAUUAAAUGUCUAAAUUCAAACAGCUGUUCAAGUAAACAAGAUUACAUAUUGGACCAGACAUUCAUUACGUGACAGUUCUAGACUAGUGCUGCGGAGAGUUCAGUGUCACAAAAGCAGU
Anarrhichthys ocellatus (wolf-eel) is the source of this 2195-nucleotide messenger RNA. Its product is annotated as ADP-ribosylation factor-like protein 4A. Gene Ontology annotation, molecular function: GTP binding; GTPase activity. Bases 158 to 763 code for a protein of 201 amino acids. Lineage: Eukaryota; Metazoa; Chordata; Actinopteri; Perciformes; Anarhichadidae. The transcript has 2 exons. The record is from RefSeq and is a predicted model, not a curated record.